GGGCUGCCCUACGGUGCUUUUGCAGGCUGGCGUUGCGCCGGAUGCCGGCUGUUUGCUAGUGUGUUACGGCACGCUAGGUGCGCGCUCGAGCUCGAGACUGUAUUGGAGCUUGAUUGGCCGUGCACGCAGCGCAGCGUUUUAACGCGAGACGCAGUGAUCACCUACCGACACGUCUGCCGCUGCACAAGCGAGCGCGGCACCGCUAAGCAGCACCAUGCCCCUAUCCGCAACUCUAGAGGGCUCCACCUACGAGUUAGAGGAAGUAGAUUUAACUUGGACGCUGCACGAGUUUAGAGAUGCUCUAGCGAACGCCUGCGGGUCCUUCAAGAUCUUUGACGCGGACGAGUGGCGCGUGCGCAAGGGGCCAGACGAAAAAAAAGACGACCUGGUCGGCGAGACGCUCUCAUUGCUCCAGCACGGCGUGCCGCUGGACGCGACCCUAACCGUCGUGCGCGUCGCGGCGUCGUCGCGGCCGCCCGGGACGUCUACGCGGAGGAAACUUGUGGAAGGUCCGCCGCCCGAGUCGUUGACCGCGCGUUUUGAUGUUGUGAUUGAUAUUGACGACCAGCCGCACACGAAUCAAAUUUAUGGGGUGCGCACUCGUCUGCGCGACGACGCGUGCGACCGGGAGCUGGAGCGACUGCCGGACGCCAAAAGGGCCGUUUAUUUAGCGGUCGACGCGAUGCUCAAGGCGGAUGAAAAAAGGAGGGUGCUCGACGCGAGCGUUUGUGGUGCUGUGGUUGAGGUGCUGCUCGUCGACGACUGACUAAUUGUUUUUGUGGUG
Pelagomonas calceolata is the source of this 784-nucleotide messenger RNA. The record is from the annotation of a GenBank genome assembly. Lineage: Eukaryota; Pelagophyceae; Pelagomonadales; Pelagomonadaceae.